Molecule: messenger RNA, 357 nt
Organism: Chenopodium quinoa (quinoa)
Lineage: Eukaryota; Viridiplantae; Streptophyta; Magnoliopsida; Caryophyllales; Amaranthaceae
Exons: 2
Coding region: 1-357 (118 amino acids)
Source: RefSeq, a predicted model, not a curated record
AUGUAUGUCAAGGUAGAGAAUACACGCUUAGAUUUUUUUCGAAGAAACCAACAAACAAUAAGGGCUGAUCUUUAUCAGGGAUUUCUUGAUACCAUAGGCUGUGGAGAAGAAUGUGCAGCAAAUGUUGGAAAACGAGUUAUAUUUCCUGCGACAUUUAUAGGUGGUCCUCGAGAUUUGAAGAAGAGAUAUCUGAAUGCAAUGUCAUUAGUUCAGAGAUUUGAAUUCAAAAUAAAGACUCCUGAUGACUUUGAUAAGUUUGUUUGUGCUGAAAUUCCAUCUUCUGAGAAUGGAUAUUUAAGAGAAAUUGUGAUCAAGCAUUUAAUGCUUGGUCCAUGUGGUCAUCUUAAUCCAGAAUAG